Prorocentrum cordatum is the source of this 3842-nucleotide messenger RNA. The record is from the annotation of a GenBank genome assembly. NCBI's taxonomy places the organism in Eukaryota, Dinophyceae, Prorocentrales, Prorocentraceae.
CGUAUACCUACACGUCGGAGAGGGCCUUUCGGCGAACAACCUGGGCAUCCUCUGGCAGCUGGCCCAGUACCUUGGCGCGCUGGAGGCGGAGGGCUACCACUGGGCUGCCAUGGGCGACUGGAACAUGGAGGCGGACGUCCUGGACUUCGGCUGGGUCCGAAAGCUGCGUGCGCAGAUUCGGGUCGCAGACGCCUCCACCUGCAGGCAGGGCAGGGGCUCCAAUAUUGACUACUUUGUGGUGUCCAAGAGCCUGGCGCGCUUUGCGGCGGCGCCUCCGCGGCUGGACAGGGGUGCCAGCACGUGGCCCCACUGGCCCGUCCACCUGCCACUGCAGUCGGUGCGAGUGGAGGCGUGGCAGCAGGUACUCGACGAGCCGAGGGCAGUUCCUAGGGGGCCCGCCAAGCCUGGCUGCGCCCGCGGCCCCUGGCGCUGGACGGGGGUGAUGCGCUGCGUCCAGGCCGCGCACGACGACCAAGGCCUGCAGAUCAUCUGGGACCUGCUGUUGGAGGGGGUCGAGACGGAGAUCCUCAACAGGCGGGACUUGGUGGGGCCCGCCCGCCGCACCUUCGCAGGGCGUGGCACGCAGGGGGUGGCUGCUGGCUUGAAAUGGGAGUUGGCGCAGUGGAGGCCACCCCAGAAGCGGAAGCUGCGGGGGCCAGAGGCCCAUGCCUGGGCGGCGCUAGCUGGGUGGGCGUCCGAGCUCCUCAGCAAGCGGGGCCGCCUGGCCAAGCUGCUGGCAGCCCUGGACAGCCACAGACACGAAGAAGGCAGAGAGGCGGCGGCGGCGAGGGACAAGUGCAUGAAGUCGAUCGCGGCCACCCUGGCGCACCUCAGGAUGUUCCUGGCGGACGUCGAGGGCCAUGUUCACUGGAGUAUCCUGCCGCCGUGGGCACAACGGCCUUUCCGAACCGAUGCCAACUGGACAGAGGCCGACUUCGAGCGGGACCUCAAGCGUGCGCUGGCUGAGGCGAAGGGGAGGCAUCGGAAGUUGGUCCAGGCCGGCGAGGCCCGCUGGAAGGAGUGGGUGGAUGAUGCCUUCCUGGGUGGCGCUGGCGCGGUGCGCGCGACCUCCAAGGUACCUGUGCUUCAGGAGGUACUGCCCGCGCUGCAGGAGAAAGGCUCGGCGGCCUUGGUGGACAGGGAGAUGAAGCCGUGGAUCGACAUCUGGAACUACCACGGCCUCACCAGCAUGGAGCUGCCGAGCGACGCGCACACGGCGCUGGAGGAUUUUUCCGACGACGCCCUGCACGUCAUGACCGCGGUCAACCACAAGUGCGAGGAGCUCCUUGCGUGGCCGAGUGGCCGCCUCAUCAACACCAUGGUGAGGCUGCCCAAGCCUGACGGGGGCUGCAGGCUGAUCGGCCUCAUGCCGACCUUGGUGGGAGUGUGGAGUCGAGCGCGAAGGCCGAUCACCAAGGCCUGGGAGCUCGCCCACCCCUCGUCCCUGGUCUGGGGCACGGGCCCUGGACGCUCGAGCUCUGACUCCGCGUGCGAGCUGAACCUGGCCAAGGAGCAGGCUCGCCUCGGCGGCUGGGAUUCCGCCCAGGUUGCCCUUGACCUCUGGAAGGCCUACGAGGUGGUGGCGCCUGAGGCUGGCGUGGAUGCUGCUGUGAGCACCUAUCGGCAGCCACGGACGCUGGCGGCGUUCAACACUACGUCGGACCUCUUCGUGGCCUGGCAGGGGAACAUCGCAGGUUGCGGCAAUGCCAACUCGCUGCUGCUGCUGGUGCUCACGCUCCGUGCGCUGCAGCGGGCGCAUUCCACUGCGCCGUCGGUGACGCCGCGCGGCCCUGUGGACGACGUCACCCUGGACUGGGGUGGACCACGUGGCGUGCCUGACGACAGCCUGUCCGAGGCGCUCAGAAGUUUCUCGUCGAGCAUGGUGGAGCUCAGGCUUGUCAUGCAGCCGCAGAAGUGGGGGUACCUGGCUUCCGCCAGGCGGAGGGCGCGGCUGCUGGCGCCCUCCAUGCGGAGCGAGGGCCUCGCUGAGGAGUUCUGGGUGCGCAACCUAGGGCACGAGCUCCACGGGACGUUGGCGGCGGUCACGGCGGGGGCCAAGGCGGGCUGUGGCACCGCCGCGGUCAUGCUGCUGCAGCGGCGCGUGGGCUACGACCCCAUCUACGUGGCCACCGCCCCGCUGGUGAUGCGCUUGGCCAGCCGCAUCUGGGAGGGCCGAGGCUCCCUUGCCAGCCUGAGCGCUAGCUGGGGGAAGCUGGCUGAGGCGGUGCGAGCGGGCACUUUGUCUUGGGCUACGGCGCACGGCCCGCUCGGGGCCACGUGGCUCACGCUCGGCCGCAUCGGCUGGACUAUGGCAGCAGCGUGGGCCCUGCAGACCGACCUGGGCGAGACGCUGUCCAUGCUGCGGGUUGCCCCUCGGGGCAUCAGGGACGCGCUGGUGGAGGGCAUCCAGCGCUGGCAGUGCAGGCGGCUGGUGGCCCACCUGCCCGAGGGCCAGGGCGAGACCCCUUGGCCUAGGGCCGUCCGUGCCAUGGCGAGCAGGGCACGGCCUGCGGCGGAGCUGGGGGCCAUCCAAGCGGUGUGGGCAGGAGGGCACUUCACCAACGCCUGGAGGCACGCCCACGGCUAUGCCGACUCCGACCUGUGCCAGGCCUGCGGGGGGGGCAAGGACACGCUGAUGCACAGGUGGUGUGCAUGUCCUGCACUCAUGGUGCCGCGGGACGACGAGCUGGAGCAUGAGGAGCCGCUCCGCAAGCCGAUCGUGGCGAUGCGCCACCAGCUGGAGGAAGCCGAGCAGAAGUGGACCAUCGGGGUUAGCGAGCUGCCGCUGGCGUGCGGCCUGCCGCUGCUGCCAGCGAUGCCGCCGCCCGCGCCGUCGGACAACGUGGUCAUCGAGUGGGGCGCCACGCAGGAGGGGUGGCCGUCGGUGGUCUACACGGAUGGUUCAGGGCACGCCUCCCGAGUCCCUGAGGCGCGCAGGUGUGGGUGGGCUGCGGUUGCCGUCAGGUCUGACGGGCUCCCCCUCAUGGCGGCCUACGGUCCGCUGCCUGGGCCGCGCCAGACAGUGGGGGGGGCGGGGCGGCACGCGGGCCUUGCGCCGCUGGCGCAGGCGGGCUCCGUCCAGGUCAUCGUCAGGGACCUGCAGGCCCUAGUCGCGGAGGGCAGCGGCUGGUCCCCGGCGGCGCAGUCGGCCAGAGCAAGGCGCGCCAGCAUCUGGUGCCAGCUCCACGCGGCCGCGGCGAGGCGCGAUGGGCCACCGCCGCGCUUCCGCUGGGUGCCUGCCCACCGCAGCCUCCAGCAAGCGCUGGCCGAGGGCUUGCGGCCCCUGGACUGGCUUGGGGGCUGCUGGGCGGACUUCUUCGCCAACCUCGGCGCCGCGGAGACCAGGCUGCCGAACAACACGGUGGAGGCGCUGCACGCGGAGCUCCAGCGCGCCCUGGACACGGCCACGUACCUGGGCUGGGCGGCGGCGCGCAUCUGCCAGCUGGACCUGUGGAGGCCUCUCGGGGAAGACGACAGACUCCAGCGCCGACAGGUCUGGGGGGAGCCAGCUGCCCCGAAGCUCAGCCUCACGAGGCACGAGUACCAAGCCACCAGCUCAUACGGGGUGCAAUGCGUGCACUGUGGGCGCGAGGCCUACACGGCCAAGGCACGGACGCUGCUGGAUUGCAGGCCCUGGCAGCCCACGGAGCUGGGCAGGAUGCGGGCCCGCUGCCGUCAGGGUCGGCCGCUGGCGAGCUCUGCGGCGGUCAACGCGAGCCGGCAGGCGGCUGAGCGCCUGGAGGAGGAGGAGCUCCUGCCCACGAAUGGUGCGCACACCGCGGCGGAAUGCUGGAGGAGGACGAUGCAGCAGAAUAUCGACUACUUGCUGGAGGCGGCCAAGG